Molecule: messenger RNA, 3648 nt
Organism: Nilaparvata lugens (brown planthopper)
Lineage: Eukaryota; Metazoa; Arthropoda; Insecta; Hemiptera; Delphacidae
Product: death-associated inhibitor of apoptosis 2
Exons: 9
Coding region: 316-2280 (654 amino acids)
Biological process (GO): negative regulation of apoptotic process; regulation of cell cycle; positive regulation of protein ubiquitination
Cellular component (GO): cytoplasm; nucleus
Molecular function (GO): cysteine-type endopeptidase inhibitor activity involved in apoptotic process; ubiquitin protein ligase activity
Source: RefSeq, a predicted model, not a curated record
UUUAUUGACUUCCUGUGUCUUCGUUCUAUCAAAAAUUCUCAAGUUCAACCACUAUAACCUUAAAACGUAAACACCAGAAAUAGGAAGUAAUUUUAGUGCUUCUUUGUGCCAAUAUGCACAACAAACAUAAAUUAAAAACCUAAAUUUGCAUGUAGUAUUGAAGCUUUGUGAUCAUGUAGUACGGUAGAAGUCAAAGUGCUAAAAGUGAGGUUAAUGCUGAUAAGUUUUCUCGUCUGCUGCAGUUUACAGCAAUCGAUGUAGGCUUUUCUAAAUAAGGUAGUAACUUGGCUAAUUUGUUUUAAUCCAUUUAACAAUAUGAAUUCAGAAGAAAGUAGAUACUUGACUUUUGCCAAUUGGCCCGCCAACUCUAUAGUUGAUGCUAAACGUGUAGCCAAAGCAGGAUUCUACUAUUUGGGACACGAUUUAGAAGUAAAAUGUUUCGCUUGUGGUAAAACAAUAUCUGAAUGGAAUUACGGAGAUAAAGCAAUGAACAAACAUGCAUCAUUGAAUCCUUCCUGUCCAUUCGUCAAUAAUCCUGCAGGAUGUGGAAAUAUUCCUAUUGAAAGCACACAGUCGUCCAGAGAAUUGUCAAAUCGUAGUUCAACUGAGCUGGAUUCUGUUAUUAUUAAUCCUAGAACGUCACUUCUUGGUUCUGCCAUUCAGCUCUCUCGACCUCCUAUAAUAGAUUACCAGCAAAGUGAGGCGGCAAGACUAGAAUCUUUUACGAAUUGGCCGAAAGCUUACAUAGUUACACCUGAGAGUCUAGCUCGUGCUGGAUUCUUCUACAUUCAUCAGUCAGAUAAGGUGCAAUGCGCGUUCUGCGACGGCAUAGUCAGCCACUGGGAGGCCGGAGACAUCCCCGAGGAGGAGCACGAACGUCAUUUCCCCCACUGUCGCUUCAUCCAGAUGCUGCGCUCGAACGGUGUCGCCUACGACCAUUUCGACUAUUACGACGAUGAGGACGACUCUGAGGAGGAUGAGGAUGAUGAUGAGGAGGAGGAGGUGGAGACAGAGAACGAAGACGGUGGAGAGAGGAGAGCGACCGGUGACGUCACAGAACCGACAGCAGUCAGUGAGAGGCGGAGGAGGAGUCCCGAAGGAGUCGAGCUGAGGUUUCCGAGUUCCAGCGGACAAGAUUCGGAAUCAGCAAUGCGUGAACUAGGAGUACAAUCGCACAAGAUCCCCAAACAUCCCAAAUACUCGAUGUACGAAGCCAGACUGCAGACGUUCGUCAACUGGCCUGCAGACGUAUCUCAAACGCCCGAAGACAUUUCCGAAGCUGGCUUCUUCUAUGCGGGUAGCGGCGACCAGGUGCGCUGUUUCCACUGCGACGGUGGUCUGCGCAUGUGGGACCCCAGUGACGAGCCCUGGUUGGAGCAUGCGCGCUGGUUCCCUCACUGCCAGUUCAUUCUGCUCGUCAAGGGGCAGCCAUUCGUCGACGAGGCAAUUCUCUUGAGGCCUCCACUAGAUGAGUCACAGAUAAAGGAGCAGCUAGGCCGAGUGUCGAAGCCGAACGCGGACUAUUCAGUGGCCCCCGCCCCAGCGCAGAGAAGGACUCGGCUGCCUGUGUCCGAAUCACAGCUACAGGAACUCAUCAGCUCACCUAUUGCCACUUCGGCCCUACAACUGGGUCUGGAGUUUUCGCGCGUGAAGACGGCCCUUAGGCAAAGGGCAGCCAGUGGUGCUCCGCCCUUCGAGACGGCUCAGGCCCUUAUCAACGCUGUCCUAGACGUACAACUUGAGGAAGAUGAUCACCGCGAAACCUGGUUAACCCCUCCCAACACACCAAUACCUCCUCAGUUCGGCUCGUCCAAUCAGAGAGGGAAUAGUCGAACAAAUUUUGCAGAAUCAGCAUCCACCGAGGAGGACACUGAAGCUGAUGAUGAGGCUGACACGCCACGUGCUACACCAUCUACAGUAACAGCAUCGGCAACUACGUCAUCAUUAGAGAAAGAGCGUGAGAAGCAGACGAAUGACAGAAAGGCCGAAAGUGAGACAGAAACAGCCGCAUCUUCCACUCGCUGUCUCUCUCCCUCACCCGGCUCUAGGGCCAGUUCAGCCGCCGAAGAAGAAACCAGAAGAUCCGUCCAAUACCUAGAGGAGGAAGUGCGGAGACUUCGCGAGGCACGUUUAUGCAAGAUCUGCAUGGACACAGAGACAUGCGUGGUGUUGCUCCCUUGCGGCCAUCUUGUGACCUGUGUGCAGUGCGCCCACUCGCUCGCCGACUGCCCCGUGUGUCGUAAGCCUAUCAAGGCCACUGUGCGCACAUUCCUCGCCUGAUAGAGCGAGAGCGUGAAUGCUGUUUGGCGGAUGUAGAAGAGAGAUUGGUAUAGUGUGUGCGAGGAAGAGGUGGGAUAUACUUAGUGUCUGAUUAUCAUUUGUUGAUUCUGUUAGUGGAGUGAUAGAGUGCUGGUUGCUGUAGUUAGGUCCACGUUAUAAAGUCAGUGGAAAAGAUUACAGUGUUGCCGAUUCUCUGUUACCGCCGUCUUUUAUAUUAGAUAGCUGUAAUUCAAGUCAUCUCUGUAUAUCUGAUGUAAUUAGUUAUUGCUGAAUCUUGUUAGCUAUUGCUGAUAUAUGGAUACUAUAUAUUUCAGAUUCAACGAUUAAUAAUCAACAAUUAAUAUUAGAUCACAUGUACCGGGAUGUCUUGAAUCACAGCUGAAUAUUCACAGCUGAGUAUACUUACUCUAGAAGGCGGUGGAAAACGAAACAUGGCAACUACGCUGUCCUAACUUGUCCACUAAUUUUAAAAUCAGUGAAUCUCAUUGUAGGGAAAAGGAUAACGGAUAGGGAAAAGUAGUUGAAAGAAGGAGUGGGGAGUAGUAGUGACUUAUAAAAUAAAUAAACAAAUUAAUAAAUUUGUAAGGUUCAAGUAUAAGUUGGAAGAUGUUGAAGAAAUGGGAAGUUUACAAAAGUGCAAGAAUAAGAUUAGUAUAAGUAGGAAGAUGGUGAAGAAAUAGGAAGUAGGAGGUUGAGAAAAAGGAGAAAGAAGGAAGUGGAGAAAAGAAAGAGAAUAGUGGGAAGAAUGAGAAGGAGAAGAAGAGAAAGAGGGAAUAGAAAAGAUGGAGAGGUGGAAUGUUGUUGAUAUCGAGGAAGUGAUAGAGGGUGAAGAAGAAAUUAAGAGAAUGAGGAAAAGUAGAAUGAGGAGAAUAGAAAUGAUAGAAAGGAGGAAUGAAGAAAAUAGAAGAGAAUAGAAAGGAGGAAUGAGGAGUAGGAAAUAAAGACGGAGACAAAGAUGAAUGAUGUUGAAGUAAGAGGAAGUGAUAGGGUAUAGAAGAAAAUAAAACAGAAGGAAAAAUGUGGAAGAAAGUAGUUGGUAACAUAAGUUGAUUGAGAGCGAUUGUGAAAUGGAAAGAUUUGAAAAAGAGGAUGCUGAAGAAGUAAGUAAAAAUAAGAGAAAUUGAUGAAAAAUAAUGUGAAGAAGAGAAGGAAAAGAAGAAUAAGAAGAUGAAGAAGAAGAAGAUGAAGAAGAAGUAGAGUGAAAUAAUAGGAGCAGAAUAUGCUGAAGAAGUAAGUAAAAAGAAGAGAAAUUGAUGAAAAAGAAUGUGAAGAAGAAGAAUAAAAGGAAGAAGCAGAGUGAAAUAGCAGAAUAUUUCUCCUUAGGUCUUGAAAGAUUAAAUAUAUUGUAUUUGAAGUCUGCUGAAGCUC